This is a messenger RNA of Nematolebias whitei (Rio pearlfish), 1190 nucleotides long. It is a transcript of the gene tfpia, whose product is annotated as tissue factor pathway inhibitor a. The record is from RefSeq and is a predicted model, not a curated record. Gene Ontology annotation, cellular component: extracellular region. Gene Ontology annotation, biological process: negative regulation of peptidase activity. Gene Ontology annotation, molecular function: serine-type endopeptidase inhibitor activity. The transcript is spliced from 7 exons. Bases 1 to 864 code for a protein of 287 amino acids. NCBI's taxonomy places the organism in Eukaryota, Metazoa, Chordata, Actinopteri, Cyprinodontiformes, Rivulidae.
AUGUCUCCGUCUAAUUGCUGGAUUUUGUGCGCUGCCUCGCUCGCCUGCCUUGUCUGUUGUGGUUCCUGCAGAAGACAUAAAGGGCACAGAUCCCAACCGGAGCCGCUCAUCUUUAACGAGCUGUGCGCCCUGAAAGACGAGCCGGGGCCGUGCAAGGCCAUCAAGGAGCGUUUUUUCUUCAACGUGAACACGGGCCGCUGCGAGCUCUUCGAGUACGGAGGCUGCGGAGGAAACGACAACAACUUUGAGACCCGGGAGGAGUGCGAGGAAUCGUGCAUCGUCUCAGAUGACAAGAGCCCGUGUCAUUUACCGGAGGCUCCGGGUCCCUGUCGAGGUUUGGUUUCGCGCUACUUCUUUGACAGCAGCACUCAGCAGUGCAAGCCGUUCUUUUACGGCGGCUGCUUUGGAAACGCCAACAACUUCAGGAGUCUGACCAAGUGCCAGGACAAGUGUCCCAACCCAGUGAGACCGACUGCAGCAGCAGAAAACGGAGGAAAAUCUGCCAUGAGAGUCAGUUUCGUGCAGCCCACCAUCAGAACAGGGACCGUGGCUAGAACUGGACCUGUGGCGCAACAAAAUGACUCCAGUCAUGCAUUAAAUGACUUGAGUCCUUCAGAGGUGUGCUCCAAAGGGGUGGACCGGGGGACGUGUCUCGGCUCAGAGCGGCGGUUUGCCUUCAACCCAGAAACCAAGAGGUGCCAGGUGUUUCACUACAGCGGCUGUGGAGGAAACGAGAACAACUUCAAGUCCCGCAAACACUGCUACUUCAAGUGCAUUCGACUCAGCAAGGUUUCAGAUCACAGGACGAGGAUGAUCCGGAUAAAGAAGAAGAACCUGGACAACAUCCUGAUUCGUUCUGUCUGAACGCUCCAGACCUGAAAUCAUUUUUUAUAUUUUCAGCUUUUUGCGCUCGUCACUCUGCGGCGCUGCCGUUUGUUGCACUUUGAUUUUCUGAAACUCCAGAUAGGACUAAUCAGGUCAGCAGAGUUUCAUUUACACUCGUCGGCUGGAGACGCAUUUUGUGUUCCAGACAGUUCAGCUUUAUCAGGGUUGCCAGAUAAGAAAUGAUGAACUUGUGUACUGUUGCUUUAGAAAUUUAUUUUGACCCAAACUGUCAUAUGUGCUGAGUUCGGGUGUUUUAAGGUGAGGUGUAUGUUGUGUUUGGAGGACAUGUGCACACACAUAAGAAG